Malassezia vespertilionis is the source of this 1257-nucleotide messenger RNA. RefSeq lists its product as uncharacterized. The record is from RefSeq and is a predicted model, not a curated record. Bases 1 to 1257 code for a protein of 418 amino acids. NCBI's taxonomy places the organism in Eukaryota, Fungi, Basidiomycota, Malasseziomycetes, Malasseziales, Malasseziaceae. Gene Ontology annotation, molecular function: metal ion binding. The transcript has 2 exons.
AUGGCUGUGUGCCCGUUUUAUCUGCAAGGACGGUGUAGGUUCGGCAACAAUUGCCGUAACGAGCAUCCUCCGCGUGGGGGAGGUGCAUUUGGCCAGCCUACAGCGUUUGGCGGUGCAGGACUGCAGAAAUCAGCGCCAGAGCCAGAGGUUGCACUCACCAAGGACGGCAUUGCACAAGACCUCGGGUCGCAUGGCCGACCUCUGUGGAAGCUGACGAGCUAUGCUCCUGCGCGUGGGGAGCCAAACUUGAUUGCUGGACUUGAUAGGAGUCCUGAAGAGGACCGUAUGGCCGCGUAUGAGGCAUCGCGCAGCGGUAACCAAGCCGCGUAUGUGCAGCAGACGCAGCAGACGACUUCGCAGGCAGACUCUGUGUAUACGCAAAUGGCGCUGAAUCCCCAGGCUGCGUUACAACAAGCGCUGCAGAACAGGAAAAAUACGGCUCAGCACGCGACACCGGCGUUUGGGGCAAAAGGAACUAGUGCGUUUGGUGCAGCGGCGCCUAGCGCCUUUGGAGGCAAGUCGAGUGCAUUUGGCGGUGCGCCGGGGUUUGGACAGGCGACGAGCGGCUCUGCAUUUGGAGCAAGUUCAGCGCCGACUGCAUCUGCAUUUGGCGGAACUUCAGCACCGACUGCACCUGCAUUUGGAGCAAGUUCUGCACCGACUACAUCUGCAUUUGGCGGAACUUCAGCGCCGACUGCAUCUGCAUUUGGAGCAGGUUCUGCACCGACUACAUCUGCAUUUGGCGGAACUUCAGCACCGACUGCACCUGCAUUUGGAACAAGUUUAGCACCGACUGCAUCUGCUUUUAGCACGAAGCCUUCCGGCACGGCACCUGCAUUUGGCGCCCCGUCUGUAUUUGGCGCCACAUCUGCAUUUGGCGCCCCAUCUGCUCUUGGAGCCCAGGCAAACAUGACCUCUGCAUUUGGCGCCAAGGCCGGCACUUCUGCAUUUGAACAGCCCGCAGCUGCACCAGCUCGAGCUUCUUCAGUCUUUGGACAGCCAGCGUCUGCGCCGACACAAUCUUCAGCCUUUGGACAGCCAGCACAAGCUCCUUCCGCUUUUGGUCAGAUUGCCCCUUCUGUCUUUGGCCAGCCGGUGCCUCCCACAACCCAAACUUCCGCGUUUGGUCAUGCUGCACCUGCACCUGCACCGGCAUCCUCUCAACCAUCCAAGCCCCCAACCGAGCUAUUUGCACGGGCAGACGAGACAAUUUUACCGGAAGAUAUACAUUUACUUGGGGCGCCGUACCACAAAUAG